AUGAAAGCCACAGAGAAAUUCACUUUUCAGGAAAUGAUUGAUUUCACCAGAGGCUGGGACGCCGACUGCACCUAUAGAGUGCACCGGGCAGGCCCUCGAACUAGUGGCUUCCCUGACAGAGAUGGUGCAGAGGAGCAUGAACCUGCUCAGCCUCUACAGGAAUCUGAUCCUAGCCCCACCGGACACUCCAGGAGGAGCUGUAGUAGGACCAUCAGUGCCUCCUCCGACAGUAUGGAGAGGGAGACGAGAGGCUCCGGCACGCAGCCGAGGGAGAGCAAGGGCACCCAUGACAAGAGUGGCCCUUCAGAGCCUGCCCUGGACGAUGAUGAUGAUGAGAUAGGCGAGGACGAGGAGGCAGCGAAUCCCCAGUCAGAGUCAUCUGAGGAUAGAGACGACGACGCUGACUUAGAUUCUGAGGACGGAGACAAUGCUGAGGCAGGUUCAGCUGCUAGCUCAGAUAUAGAGGCCUCUGACAGUGGCACUGAUGGAGAUUGCUCUGAGUCCAUGCCCAUGAAGAGGACGAAGAGGGCCUCUCGAUCCUGA
Messenger RNA from Camellia sinensis, 543 nucleotides. The record is from RefSeq and is a predicted model, not a curated record. Lineage: Eukaryota; Viridiplantae; Streptophyta; Magnoliopsida; Ericales; Theaceae.